Messenger RNA from Penicillium salamii, 1785 nucleotides. NCBI's taxonomy places the organism in Eukaryota, Fungi, Ascomycota, Eurotiomycetes, Eurotiales, Aspergillaceae. The record is from the annotation of a GenBank genome assembly.
AUGGCCAAUCCGACACCCUCCCACCGUCCCCGUCCCCGCAAGGGCAGACCGGCGACCUCCCCCGGCUCCAACAACAAUUUGAUAUUGGAUAUUGGGGAUGGGAAACAAACCCCAGCAUUCCCACUAGUAUCGUUCCUCUGGGCAGCAAGAGCCGGCGUUUCGCAAUGGCUCAUUCUCCCGCUCGUCCUUAUGGCUGUUGGCCUUUUUCGAUGGGCUGUGAGCUUAUGGGGUUACUCUGGUUUUCAGGUUCCUCCCAUGCAUGGUGACUUCGAAGCGCAGCGCCAUUGGAUGGAAAUCACCACGCAUCUACCGAUGGCUCAAUGGUACACCUAUGACCUGCAGUAUUGGGGUCUUGACUAUCCGCCAUUGACGGCUUACCAUAGCUGGCUUCUAGGAAAGAUUGGCUCCGCCUUUGAUCCUGAGUGGUUCGCUCUGGAUGCUUCCCGAGGUUUCGAAGAUCCUAACUUGAAAGUAUACAUGCGUGCCACCGUGGUUGUUUCCGAGUACUUUGUGUUCAUUCCGGCCGUCGUCACUUUCCUCCGUCGCUAUACUCGUAUGCAGGGCGUCCACGCCUGGUCUGCCUCCAUCGCACUUGCGGCUAUUCUUCUGCAGCCGGGCAACAUCCUUGUGGACCACGGCCAUUUCCAAUAUAAUACUGUCAUGCUCGGACUGGUGGUAGCGAGUCUGGACGCUAUAAUGGCGGGACGUAUGCUCUGGGCCUGCAUUUUCUUCGUCGGCGCAUUGGGAUUCAAGCAGAUGGCGUUAUACUAUGCACCGGUCAUGUUCGCCUAUCUUCUCGGCGUCUGCACUUUCCCUCGGAUUAACAUCCCACGCCUCUUCAAUAUAGCGCUCAUCACGUUGGCCAGCUUUGCAUUGCUCUUGGCCCCGCUCCUGGUUGGUGCCUCCAAUGUCAAAGCCCGGGAAGUCUUUGUAUCUUCCCCGCCACCACCCUUACUGCAAUCACUUCCUAUUCAAGUGGAUAAGAGCUCCAUCUUAUAUGCACUACUAUUCCAGUUGACGCAGGUCAUCCACCGUGUGUUCCCUUUCGCGCGUGGACUAUUUGAAGACAAGGUUGCCAAUGCUUGGUGUGCUAUUCACACUUUUUAUAAGCUUACGCGCUUCGAUGCCACACUUUUACAGCGUGCAUCCCUCGCUGCCACCCUGACAUCCAUCAUCGUUCCGUGCGCCAUCAUCUUCCGUCAUCCCCGAGCGUCCCUUCUCCUCCCCGCUCUGUCUGCAGUCUCUUGGGGAUUCUUCUUGUUUUCUUUCCAGGUGCACGAGAAGAGUGUAUUGCUCCCUUUGCUACCCAUGACUCUGCUCCUUGCUGGAGACGGUGGGCUGAGCAAAGAGAUGCGUGCCUGGGUAGGCUGGGCCAACAUCCUUGGCUCAUGGACCAUGUACCCCCUGCUCAAGCGCGACGAGCUAAGAAUUCCUUACUUUGUUCUCACCAUGCUUUGGGCAUACCUUCUCGGUCUUCCCCCCACUUCGUUCAAGACUUACCGAAGCCGGGUACCACGGGAUACCUCAAGUGGUCAAUUCGAGCCCAGCACUCUGACCACCCUCCUUCACUUUAGCUUUUAUAUAGUCAUGAUUGCCUGGCAUGUUCUUGAGGCAUUUGUGGCUCCACCCUCGGGAAAACCCGACUUGUGGGUGGUCUUGAAUGCCCUGAUCGGGGCUGGUGGCUUCGGCAUUGCUUAUCUGUGGUGUAUGUGGAAAUUGUUCACCCAGUGUCGCCAGAUUGAUCGGCAGACGGCUGGGGAGGAAAGCCAAAAAAAGAAGCAGUGA